Messenger RNA from Penicillium soppii, 3204 nucleotides. RefSeq lists its product as uncharacterized. The transcript has 3 exons. Lineage: Eukaryota; Fungi; Ascomycota; Eurotiomycetes; Eurotiales; Aspergillaceae. The annotation marks the transcript as partial. Gene Ontology annotation, cellular component: endoplasmic reticulum; membrane. Gene Ontology annotation, molecular function: calcium ion binding; mannosyl-oligosaccharide 1,2-alpha-mannosidase activity. The record is from RefSeq and is a predicted model, not a curated record. Gene Ontology annotation, biological process: carbohydrate metabolic process; mannose trimming involved in glycoprotein ERAD pathway; endoplasmic reticulum mannose trimming.
CCACGGAGCCUAAUGUUCAACCUCUCCGGGACGAUGGUACUCUGGGCCAUCCUCCUCUCGCUAUGGCUAACCCUUGCCCAUGGCAUGCGAGACAGUCAAGUCAACGAACUCAGACAAGAAACAGAGCGCAUGUUCUUCCAUGGCUUCGAUAAUUACCUCCACUACGCGUUCCCCGAAGACGAACUGCGCGCGCUGACCUGCGGCCCCCUCGUGCGCGACGAGAAAAACCCCGAAAAUAACGACGUGCUGGGGAAUUACUCCUUGACUUUGAUUGACAGUUUGUCGACGUUGGCAAUUCUCUCUUCGAGUCCCGAUAGCGGCGAGCGGGCACUGGCCCAGUUUCAGGAUGGCAUUCAGGACUUCGUUAGGCUUUAUGGUGAUGGAUCCGAUGGCCCUGCUGGUCAGGGCGAGAGAUCUAGGGGAUUUGAUUUGGAUAGCAAAGUCCAGUUAUUUGAGACUGUGAUUCGGGGACUCGGUGGAUUGCUAAGCGCCCAUCUUUUUGCCGUUGGCGAAUUGCCUAUCACUGGAUACGAGCCCGCGGAACGAGAAACGGCUUUCGCAAGCGCGUGGGACAAAACCAAUUUUGGAAAGGAGGAUCAUGGCAUUCCGUGGAAGAAUGGCUUUAUAUAUGAUGGUCAACUGCUUCGACUGGCCGUUGACCUGGCACAUCGCUUGCUUCCUGCCUUCUACACGGAGACCGGCCUUCCCUACCCUAGGGUUAAUUUGCGUCACGGAAUACCUUUUUAUGAGAAUGCGCCGUUGAACGCCAAUGCCCGAAGAGGGGAGAAUAAGCGCAAAGAUAAAUCUUCGUCGAGCGAACCGGCAGAGAACUGCAGUGCCGGUGCGGGCAGUCUGGUUCUCGAACUGACCGUUCUCAGUCGAUUGACUGGGGAUGGGCGGUACGAAGACCUCGGUAAAAGAGCUUUCUGGGCAGUCUGGGACCGCCGGAGUGACAUCGGAUUACUUGGAUUCGGUAUCAAUGUGGAGUCUGGCAAUUGGGUUGGUCCAUGGACUGGAAUAGGCGCGGGCAUUGACAGUUUCUACGAAUAUGCUGUCAAGGUUCCCGUCCUCCUUUCUGAAGGGGAGCGUGUGCCUUUUGAUCUUGAAAGCCCCUGGGCGGCAAUGGACUCUCAUUAUGCACAAGUGCCUUUGACGGACUACCAGCACACUUCUGAGGCCUUCCGGCAGGUCUGGGAAGAAUCGCACACGGCUAUCAAUCGCCAUCUUUUCCGAGGUGAGGGAUAUCAGCAUCCCCAUCUCAUUGUGGGUGAUGUGGUCACCGGUGCCACGAGAGCAUUCUGGAUCGAUAGCUUGAGCGCCUUCUAUCCAGGUGUCCUCGCCUUGGAUGGAAAGGUGGAAGAGGCAAUCCAGAUCCAUCUGCUGCCUACUGCCAUCUGGACCCGCUACUCGGGCAUCCCUGAGCGGUGGAACGUGGCUACUGGUGACAUUGACAAUGGUAUGCCGUGGUAUGGAGGCCGGCCAGAGUUCAUUGAGUCCAACUACUAUAUUUAUCGCGCAACUCAAGAUCCCUGGUAUCUGCAUGUUGGAGAAAUGGUUCUCAGCGACCUCAAGCGACGAUGCUGGACCAAGUGUGGCUGGGCUGGAAUUCGGAAUGUUUUGACUGGUGAGCUGAUUGAUCGCAUGGAGAGCUUUUUUACCGGUGAAACAGCCAAAUACCUCUAUCUUUUGUUCGACCAGAAUCACCCGCUCAACAAGAUCGAUGCCCCGUGGGUUUUCAAUACUGAAGGUCACCCUCUCAUAAUCCCAAAAAAGAAAACAUCGCCGCCUCGCCAGCGCUCGCCGUCCAACGAACAGCGCAUCCCACCGGGGGUAUGUCAAAUCACACCCCCGCUGUUCUUCGGUGUAUCCUCGACUGCGUCCCGCUCAGAUAUUUUCCACGCUGCCACAUUGGCACGUUUGGAACUGAUGCCUGAUCGCAAAGCAACCCAGGGUCCCAUUCUGAAAGGCUCGCCCGAACAUCAAAGCGUCUUUGUGGCCGAUCUUUCGUCCCCAACGAACUACACAUUUUACCCAUGGACGUUACCUCCGCAGCUGGUGCCAUAUAAUGCCACCAGUGCCCCCAUGGCUGUUCGACCCACGCUUGACAUCUCAUUCCCAUCGCUCCCAGGCGGUGUCAACCUAGGACCAGGAGCACUGGAGCGAGUGCGAGACGGGAUCCUUGUCAAAACCAUCGGAGGACUUCGUCUGAGUAUGGUGCAGGAUGUAAGACUAGGAGAUCCGACGCCCACGACCGGGGAGGAAGAAGACGGAUACCGGGUACAAGUGAUCAACAAUGUGCCGUUGGGCAAAGAUGAGAAGGUAUAUCUCUCUCGCCAGAUCACCUUUGAUGUCGUCGAUCCGUAUGAUCCGAACUUCACCCGUGUUCGCGACAAUACCAUGCUUGACCUCGUCAUUGACGUUCUCCCAGAGCCCUCUCGCCGACGUAAUGCUUCGGCUCCUCCGCGAGAUGAACAAUCUCAAACAGAGUAUCCGCAAUCGCCAGACUCCGUCGGCCACAGACCCGCCUCCGCUGUUGAUGCCGCAAUCGACUCCCCAGACUCAACUGUAAAAGCCAUGCUGUCGUCUCUGGUUAACUCGGUCUCGUCUUUACUCCGCGACGAACCGACUGAACCAGCUCCACUGCGUCUGAGUCUCCCCGCCGCCAUCUCCACAGGUGUUGGAUCCGCCAUGCUACCCGAUAUUGAAGAGGCCAUCACCACAUCGCUAUUCGGCAGCCAAUCCACCAAACCUCUCACAUGGUCAAAUAUAUACUUCGCAGAUGACCUCUGCAAUGAGAGCUUCCCGCGCGAAAUCGCCCAGCACCACGAGGUCCUCGUCAUAAAACGCGGCGGAUGCACCUUCUCCGAAAAACUCCGCAAUAUCCCCGCAUACCGGCCAACGCGCAACGCGCUGAAGUUAAUAGUUGUGGUUUCAUACGACAACGACAUGCCCAACACAGAACCACAGGGCACUCGGUCUUCUCUCGCUGCUGUUCGGGCCGAGUCCACCCUCAUCCGCCCCCACCUAGACGAGGCCCAGAUGACUGCCAGUGGAAUCCCACGCAACUAUCUCAUUAGCAUGGUGAUGGUUGGCGGUGGCGACGAGACAUACCAGCUCCUCCGUCAUGCCGGCGGUAUCGGAGUCAAGAGACGAUAUACGAUGCGUUCGCGUGGUGUCCCCAUCACGAAUCUGCAUAUUGUUUGA